AUUUAUUGAAUUAUAUAUAUCCCAUUUUGUUCCACAAUUUUUCCACCUUUUUAGGGAUGUCCACAUGUUAUUUGUUUUCAACCAUUCCGAUAUAUUCAGACCUGCACCGCCUACUAAAAAUCGGCAUGGACUUUCCAGACAACCCAGUAUAUAUAAUUAAGAAUCUAUCAAUAUCAUACAAAAGUACUAAGAAAGAGUAAAUGCGGAACAAUUGAUGGUCUUUGUCACAAGUCGAGUAACGAAUUAGGCGGGAAGUGAAGAGCAGUGAACAGCACUUGUCGUUCAAGUACUCCUUAGAUGUACCAUAUGACUCACGAAAAGCUCUGUUUUACAGCUUCACGAUUGUACCCCACAUCCAAUAACUUUCGAUUUGAAUCACGUACGAAAGAAUAGUUCACCAUAUUCAGAUCACGAGUAAAAUCUUUGAAUGUCGAAAAUGAAAGCAUUCUACAGCUUUCUAUGGAACAUACGCGACACCUAGAACGUGGUUGUGGAUUUACGGUAUGACCGCCAUGACAGCUGAUGCUUUUCGUAUCGCUUGACGUUUGAUCAGAACAUGUCAUUUUGCACAUUUAAUUUCGACAAAUGGCAGACUUCUUUUUCGGUUUCGAUGCAACACUUGCUAAUAGCAGUUCAGAAGAUGGACUAGAUUGUCCAUUAGAGGAGGACGAUAUUGGAGAAGAAGAGGAAUACGACGCAUUGAACGAUGAAACUUUUGGUUCUGAAGCCACUAUCGGUGAUUGGGAGAAAGACCAUGAAAAACUUGCAGAGAUUACAGAGUCCAGUCGCCCACAUAACCAAAGUACAUCGAGCAAAAAGAAUGGGGUCAGUUCAGAUAUCGAAGAUAAUUUAUCCCACCUUGUAUUGGAUGAGAAAGAAGGAAUUGUUCCCCGUCCCGGAGUGUGGGACAGUCCUACCAAUUUAUCCCUUCCUAAACCACUUUCUAGACCCUUAAGUCUAACAUCGGCAUUAACGAAUGUAAAAACAGUAGAAGAACUAGAAAAAGAUCUCAUUGGAAACAGACCUCCUCCAGGAUUGGUAAAAAAUGCUCAAUUGCAGCAACAACAAUCCAAUGAAUCCCAUCUUCUCGACUGUGUGUCAAAACCACGUUUUCCACCAGGAUGGAAUAUUCUACCUCCGCAUCCUGUUGUUUUACCGCCGAAUAUGAGAUUUCCACACCCACAAUUAGUACAGCCACCUAGAUUCAUGCCUAAUCAAACUGGAAACGUACUAAGGUAUCCAAUUCCGCCGCAUUUAUUGCUACCGCAUGUCGCUCAGAGACCGCCGAUUCAUGGUUCAUUUUGCAAUAAUUUCCCUCAACCUCCGCAUUCGACUUUAGGCCCUCAUUUAUUCAUACGACCGGAACAUGGAAUGGUACCAUCGUUUCCUAAUAGUCAGACCAGUCAUCAACAACAGCAACAGCAUUCGUUUAACCAUCUUGGAAAUCUAAGACUUCCAAAUAGACCGUUUCUUCACGGGGAUCAACAAGGAAAUCAUCAGCCAUUUUUUAAAAAUAAUCAGCAUCAUCGUAUUCACGAUCGGAAUUUCCCUCGACAAUAUCCUUAUCAUCAUCACCAAGGAAUGAAUGGAGCGAUCAAUUCCGGAGAAUCCGACGAAUAUGCUGGUUUCAUGAGUAACCGGGAGAAGCAAUUUUUAAUCAAUAUUCAAUUACUACAAUUGAACACGAACGAACCAUACGUCGAUGACUACUAUUAUAUCGUCUUCUGCGAUAGAAGAAACAAACAGAGCGCAAAUCAAGCCCAAAAAGAUAAACAAAAUUCUAAUAAUAAUAAUAACAAUGGCUAUCAUAGGGAUACGAGGUCAGCAUACAUACCGGCGCAAUUCGAAAAUUCCUUGGGAAAGUUGCAGUUUGCCAGUGUAAUAGCACCGCGUAAGGUUAUCGAUAUGGAUGUCGUACCAAACAGCGAUCCACAAUCGGUUACGCAGAUGCAGCAAAAAGAUACAAAAAGGACAAGACAGUUGCUGCUUGAAAUUGAAAGGUUAUAUGUACUACAAUUACAACUCGAAGAUUUAAACAAUCCACUGGCUCUGCUUAGCGAACAACAAAGUCAGGAAGCGGAAAGUGAAGCAACUACUAAUACAACUACUAUUGUUAAAAAGACUGGCCCAGAGUUAAUAAGUACGCUGCUGCAGUCUUUGCUUCAAUUGAUGCAAGAUGAUAAAUUAACGAGUAUGCUAAGCAUUCGAAAAGGAAAAAUGCUGUUAUUAAGGUUCUUACCAUACUUGAACGUAACGGAGCAUCAUAAUCAAUUAGAAGAAUUGUGGAAUGCGAUACUCCGAGGACUAGCUAUAAUAGGUCGCAGAGACUCUCAUUUGCUGGAGACCUUUUAUUCGGAAUUUCAACGUUGGUUUGAUACCGUACACGAGUUCGGUGCAAUACUUCGAUUAGCUCGAUCGCUAUCCGAGUCUGCUAGUCAGUCGAGUAAAAAUAACAGUUUAGCCUUUGCUCUCACGAACAAGUUUGGAGUAUCCGUAAUAGCUUCGAUGUUGGAACAGGCGGAAAACCUUACCCUUUACGAUGAUUCGUUGUCUACGGAAUGGUCAUCCUUCGUAGCAAGUAUCAUCGAAAUAAACGGUGAAACGCCGCCCCGUGUUGCACCUUAUCAACCGAUGGCUGCAAAUACGCUCAAUCAGCAUUUAAAUCGACUAUCUAAUUUAAAAAGCGAGAGCUACACGACCUUGGAGCUUCUACUAACCGAUGCCAACCCUUCCCGAUAGUCAGACGUUGUUAGAUGUUUUCCGCCGUAGUGUUUCACAAAAUUUGAUUUUUCUUACGAAGAAAAAACAAAUACCGAAUGAGAAGAAUCGCAGCUAUUUUAAUAUCGCUACAUCGUUAAUAUGAAUGAAAUAUAUUUUAGCAUGAUUGAUAUCCAUGUUUCACAGAGUAGACGUAUGCGUUUCGUCUUUAUUUUAAAUGUAGCAAUGGUAUAUCGAAUGCUUUUGAUUUAUACUCGAGACAAUAUGUUUAACUCGAUACGUCGUACAACGUCUGUUACAAAUAUUUUAAACUUCUCUCUAACUGCGAGUCUACUGUGUAAAACUGAUAUUCGAUAUUAUUCAUCAUGUAAACUACACAUCCUAUCUUCCGACGAUUUUCGUUCGUAACUUUGCCUUUUUUUUGUCUUUUUUUUUUUUUUGUAAAAUAUAUUUGUAGUUGCGUUCGCAUGAUAUUAAGAUGUAAGUUUAGUAUUAUCGUUAAAAAUGUAAACGAUUUAUAGUCGUGCGCGAUCGAAUUACUCCGCACAUCAGUGUCGUAUCCUGCGAUCUCGAAGGUAUAUAGUAAAGAAUUUUUCGAACAUGGUUCGAACGUUACGUCAUUAGUAUUAAACAUUAGUCGCAGCUACAUCUUUAUACGGAGUAGACGUGAAAGUGAAUGUCACCGCUGUAUACGCUUCUCGUACGUUUGCCAUUUUUCUUCAUCUUUGUAUUAAACAUUCGAGUACGAGCGAGUCUCCUCGUGUUUCUUGUGAAAUUUAACCAUCGCGUGUUCUCUUUAAAAAAUUGAAUUAUUUUAUGCAUGAUCUCGUGAAAAGUUAGACAACAUAGGAUGUGUAGGCUUUUAACCUCAUUUAACAUUUUUGAAAAUAAUGAUACGCCAUUGUAAACAAUUAUGCAAAGAUCGAUCUUUUUCUUAAGGAUAUGAAUUGCAUUAGAUGUUACUCGUGCAUUCAUUUGCAUUAUUUUUUGUCGAGCGAACCGAAGGCCCAGGAAACAUAGUAACAGUAAUUGUAUAGGUUUCUACGCCAAGAAUAAAAAAUAUUGCAACGUUUUUAUAUAACGAUUAAUGUAUUAAAUAGUGAAAAAUUGUAUCAAUCAAUGUAAUUAACAUCAGCAUCAGAGAUACGCGACUAUAACGAGUUCGUCUUACCUAUCGUCUGAUCGUUAAAUUAGAGACUAUUUCGUGAGCGUUUGUAAUACACUAUCAAUGUUGGGUAAACUAUUUGCGUACCUACUUCGUGAUCAUAAUAUAGGAAAAGACCGUAAAAGAUUUUUGCAAGAAAUAGCGAGAGCGUGGACAGCGAUUUAAAAUAUACGACGACAUGGCCUUUAGUAUACAGUGUAAGUGGUUACUUUUUAUCGCAGUACAUAUUAAUAAAAUCUUAUGUACAUUUAGCUUGUACAUAGAGCGACUUUGGUGAAUGAAUGACUUCAUAUAUUUUGUAAUUGGAUGCGAAAGAAAAUUUAUUUUUCGCUUCCGCGAUAUAGCACUACGUCAUUUUUGCAAUAAAAAGAGAACAGGAAAGAUUAUAAAAGUGAUAUAAAAAAGAAAGAUCGAUCGCGUUAUUUUUCAAUCUCUGUAGUGAUUGUAAAAAAAAAAAAAGAAUCGAUGAAUCGACACUUUCAAAUUGCAUAGUGUAUAUCGAACAUCAGUGAAACCGUGCAGUGCGUUACGUCGCGAUCCAACACUUGUACUUUUCAAUUAUAACGUAAGAAACUAGCUUUAAGUUUUAGAAAUCUAUUUUUCUCUCUUUUGAAAUGUAUGUUCAACCGUAUCUAAUCGAAUCGUCUUUUAAGUUUUUACGAACAAUUGCGUUUUUGUUAGUUGUACCAACAAACAUUUUUUCUUCUUCGACUUCGCUUUCGAAAUUCGGUGUCGUGUAUAACCGUAAAUGUUAAUCGUAUAUAAUUUUUUAAACUGAAUUCAGUUGGUAUUUCACAAGAGACUAAUUGUAUCUACCAAUUUGUAAAAUAACGAUCGAACGAUAACCGAGCUGGAGUAAGCACGUUUCAAUUCCUUACUCUUGGAUGAAAGAUAUUUGUUGAGGCUGUACAAAUUUUUUAAUCUUUGAAAGUAAACUGUAUCAUAAAGUAUAAA
Molecule: messenger RNA, 4837 nt
Organism: Hylaeus volcanicus
Lineage: Eukaryota; Metazoa; Arthropoda; Insecta; Hymenoptera; Colletidae
Gene: Patr-1
Product: protein PAT1 homolog 1
Exons: 9
Coding region: 586-2739 (717 amino acids)
Biological process (GO): P-body assembly; deadenylation-dependent decapping of nuclear-transcribed mRNA
Cellular component (GO): P-body
Molecular function (GO): RNA binding
Source: RefSeq, a predicted model, not a curated record